GGAAGAAAGCAGGCACCCGCAGAGUCCCCGAGACUCUCCCUUGCGUCUCUCUGGCCGCUCCAGCAGCUGCCCCGCCUGAGUCAGGGCAUCUCCACCUGCUGAGCUGGGGUAUUCGGGAGCCUACCAGCCGCUUGAGCGCAACGACCGUCGCUCCCUUCAGCCCGGGAAGGUGCAAGAGGAGGAGGCAGGGCCCGGCGCUGGUUGGCCGGGGGAGGAGAAUCGGGGUGAGGGGGCCUGGUUUAGGGGCCGCCCUUGCGGGCUGGCGGUUAGCGGCGGCCGCGGCUCCCCAUGGCGAGCCAGUCCCAGUGCCUGGAGGACGCGCCCGGCCGCGGGCCCCGCGGGGAGCCGAGCUCGCCCGAGCUCUACAGCGAGGCGCAGCGGCUGGCGCUGGAGGAGCUGGUGGCGGGCGGCCGGGCCGCUUUCCGCGCUUUCCUGCGCCGCGAGAAGGUGCCCGGCUUCCUCUCGGAGCCCGAGAUCCAGGCCGUCCUCCAGGCGGCCGCGCCGCCGGCCGGGGCCGAGAACGGGGCGGCCGAGUCCUCGCUCAGCGCCUCGCUGGACUGCUCCUCGCUCACCUACUUCCCCGAGCAGUCGGACGUGGAGCCGCCCGCGCUGGAGCUGGGCUGGCCGGCCUUCUCCGGCGGCUCGUACCGCGGCCUCACCCGCGUGGAGGCGCUUUUCCAGCCCAGCUUCGGGGAGACCAUCUACAGCUGCAAGGAGGCGGUGCGCAGGCAGAUCCGCUCGGCCAGGGAGGUUAUUGCUGUGUUUAUGGAUACCUUCACAGACAUUGAUAUCUUCAAAGAUCUUCAGGAAGCCUGUAGCAAGCGGAAAGUUAACAUGUACAUUCUUUUAGAUUGUGCUUCAUUUCCCCGCUUUCUGAAAAUGUGCAGAAAUCUAGGAGUUGAUCUUGAGCAGGAGAAGGAUGAGAAUUCGAACUAUAUCAGCAAACACUUAUUGCACAAGGUCAGGAGUCAAAAUUGUGGGGAGGGUCCAAGAAAAGUUUAUCUUGAUGGCAUAAGAGUGACAACAGAUUCCUACAGUUUCACAUGGACUGAUGGGAAACUAAGCAGCAGUAACAUCUUGAUUCUGUCGGGCCCAGCAGUCGCACACUUUGAUCUGGAAUUCCAGAUCCUUUUUGCACGGUCAAAGCCCAUCAACCCCAAACUGUCAUCCAGUUGCAAGAAGAAUGGAAUGUUUGAUCAGCUGGUCAGGAGAACAAAGGCUUCCAGUGACUGGAUAAAGGAAAACUUCUUGAGAAUGGAGUUUUUCUACCUUAGAGCAUUUGUAGAAAACAUGAGAAGGAAACAGAGCUUCUUGUAUGCCUCCAGGGAGGCAAAUGUGAGUCAAAUAUCAUAAUGCAGGCAUCUCCACUGUUGACUGAGAAGAAUGUCUCUGCAAUCAUGAGGCCAUGUUGGAGCAUAGAGAGGUGAGCAUUGUCCACUCAACUUGAAAGAUGAGAAGAGCCCACUGUGCCCAUAUCCAAUGCUUCCUUGCAAACCAAUGUUGUAAUGGUAGCCACUGGAAAACAAACCUCAAAUUGAGAGAAGGCAAUACUCAAACAGUGGUUCUACUGAAGACCACUACAACUCAGGCCAGCAAACAUAAGACUGUGUUAUUGUCUCUGCCUCCUAGGUGAUAAUAUGUGGAUAUUAUCACCAGCAUGUGGAUAACUCUCUUGUUAACUUCUUCUAGUUUUCAGUCAUUUUGCUGCACUUUCACAUCCUCUACUAGAUCAGUAUCCUUGUAUCUCAAUGGCUCUGGUUAUUCUAAAGACUCUUGCUACCGAAAAGAACACUGCUUAAAGAGCUCCUUCUGAAAAAUAAAUGGGGGAAGGGGCACUCUUCUGCUCUGAAAUCAGGUCCAAGCUCAAACUUGUGUUUGGCAACCUCUCCAGCCAGGGACAUUUGACUGAAAAAUGACAUGGAUAGCCAAACCAUAACAUAUAACCUCAACUAGAUGGAAAAAGAUCUAUGUCAGCCUACUGGGCCUCAGACAUCACACCCUUUCUUCAAAUGAAUGGCCGCAGCUAGGUGGAGCAAGUUGGUGCAUCAGCUGCUUUUAAGCAUUGUUGUUUGCAGUGUUGUUGUGGCCAUGUUGGUCCCAGGAUAUUAGACAGACAAGGUGGGUGAGGUAAUGUCUUUUAUUGGCCCAACUUCUGUUGGUGAAAGAGAGACGUUUACAUGGAACACUGUUGUGGUUCUUCCUAUGCAACUUAUUACACAAUACACAGUGAAGUACUUGAAGCAUUAAAUCAUAAAAGUACCUUAAUUUGCUAUUUGAGUUUUGCACAAAUUACAUUUUAAAUGUACACUAUCCUUUUUUGUUUUGUAAUAAAGUAUGGAUAAGGUUGCAAAAAGAUUUUUUUAUAAUCUUUUUUAGAUAUUCAUUUCUCUAGAAUACUUUUUUUCUACACUGAAGCUUUCCCUAUUUGCUUUUGCAGAACCAAAUGAAGGCCUAUUUCGUUAUAUCAUUGUACAUUCACCAUACCUGACCUGACAGACACAGGAGCUGUUGCUUUCAGCCUACUCCUGGGACAAGUUUUAUGAGAGGUUUUGAAACGCAAGGGAGAAUUCCCCCCUCGCUCCCUCACUGCACACAUUUUCCCCAAAAAUCAAAAAAGCUCACCUUAACCUAGGCCAGGCAAAUCAUAUGUGCAAAAAAAAAAAAAAAAAAAAAUCAAAUAUCCUGCCACUUUAAGGUCUUCAUAGAAAUUCAAAGCUCUCAUUUAAAACAUAUCUAACCUUUUCUGUUGCAAAAAUAGUAAUUUCAACAUAUAUUCUUGCCCUGUGGUCUCAUUAAUCCAGCCUGGUAGAAAAUUCUCUUCAAUCAAACAAUGGUAGCUGCAGUAAAGUAGGAACAUACUCUUAACCCACUUCAUUCACUGAGGCCUUGAUUCAGCAGAGCAUUUAGGCAUGGGUUGAGUGCUUUACUGAGUCUGGGCCUGAAGUGUGAAUAUCUAAACCUAACUGAGGAGUUAUGUAUGUUGUUAAGCAUCGCAAUUAAAAACAAAAAACACAUAAAACUGGGGGCAACCCUAUUUUAUUGCAUUAAGGCUGUUUUAAAUCAGGAAAAAUGUAAUAUUCUAGAUUGACAUUAAUUUGCACUUCAUAUAGCCUGUUAUACGUUAUAAACAAGAAAAAAUCUGUUGUGCAAUAAAGAUAACCUAAUUUAUCUUCUGCAUUUAUUGUAACUGAAACUUAAUUUGCCUAAUCUAAGAACAUUCAAUAAUCAUAGGUGUCCAUGAUGGGUUUUUUUUUUAAUCCUUGUGUGCUAGUAUCUUAAGUGUGGGUUUGUCCUUUGCUAUGAUAUGUAUCUCUUCAAUGCAAUAAUCCUCUUAAUGCCACUUUUGUGAUCUAUGCAGAAUGUUCCUGUCAGACUAAUUUACUCUUUCAGAAUUUGUAAGUGUCUGGCAUAUUUGUGUGUUCAAAAUUGAUGGUGGACUUUUCUCUUGAAUGAGCUUUUUCGCCUCUUUUUCUUAUGCAAAGGAUUCUAAGUUUACUGUAACAGUGUUUCUUGUAUGGGCUACUGUUGCUGUGACUGAAAAAAGCAAUAUUUAUAUAAUAACUGUUUUUAAUAAUAGUGGGAGAUCUUUUUAUUAUUUGUAAUUUCAAAAUGUAUCCAAAUAAACAGCCAGGAUUUUAAGAUUACAUCUCUUAUUACAAUCAAGGACAUAAUUUUUCUCUAAAAGAAUUUGCCAAACAGCCAUUGGAUUAUAAUAAAUAAAAAUUAAUUGAAAGACCAUAUUAACCAGGUAAGGUAUAAACACAUCACUUAAGAUUAAUUACAACAGUCAUAGUGCUGCUCUAUCACAUUAUUUAUGUGCACGAUAAAGAGUGCUAGAGAUUAAGAAGCAAGUGAAAUGUGGCUGGGGAUUUUGUGGUUCUGUGAGUUUUUCACCCUCUUUUGUCAAAGAUUUAAUAAAGCAUCAGGGUAAUUGAA
This is a messenger RNA of Dermochelys coriacea (leatherback sea turtle), 3936 nucleotides long. RefSeq names its product protein FAM83D-B-like. The record is from RefSeq and is a predicted model, not a curated record. The transcript has 4 exons. Gene Ontology annotation, biological process: regulation of TOR signaling; regulation of ERK1 and ERK2 cascade; protein localization to mitotic spindle. The coding region runs from base 289 to 1353 and encodes 354 amino acids. NCBI's taxonomy places the organism in Eukaryota, Metazoa, Chordata, Testudines, Dermochelyidae. Gene Ontology annotation, cellular component: cytosol; mitotic spindle pole.